AUGGCGCCCUCGCAGCGUCGGUCAACCCGACCUGUGCGUUCCAACCGCACGAGGGUUGAAACGUAUGAGGAGAGCAUGUCGGAAGAUGAUCCCAACGAUCUCUCGGAAUUUGAGUAUGAUCAAGCCUCGCGCCGGUCAUCGUUAUCGCUGCGUCCACGCAACCCGUCCGGGAUGCCGAGGACAUACCGCGAAGAGUCCACUGAUGGCAGCUCGGAGGAGUACCCGGAUGACAGUGACUCUGACCUUGCUCCAUCCGGACCUGCCGAUCCCCCCAGCCAUUCGACACAUCCUGUUAUCGAAUUGGAAGCUACCACCACGACUCCCUCGCGUCCCUCCCGGCCGCAGUCCACGAGCCGGGCCAGGGCCCCUGCCCGGCGAAAUCAAGCCAAAAGGCCACGCAAACAAAUACGAGGCCAGCUGGGCAAGCCUCUGCGCAAAAGGGCCAAAGUUGGCACGGAAGCACCCACCAUUAUCGGAUCAGGAGUGAUCCCCCCUUGGCAAACCUUGCCUUACCAAAUUCUCUUUGAUAUCUUUCUGCGCGCGUCUUAUCCACUUGUCGAUGAAAUGACCAUGACUAGGAACUCCUCGAUCCAAUGGCUCCUGGAUAUUGCUCUACUGUGCCGGAGUUUCUCCGAGCCUGCUCUGGCGGCACUGUACUAUUGUCCGCCAUUGCUCCCCACUCAUAGAAGCCACGGCUUAAUGAAUCUCCUGUCAAAACCGCAGGAGACACUUUCCACCAACUACUCCAACAAGAUCAGAGAACUCAAUGUGGAUGUAGAAACCAUUCUUCUUUACAAGAGUGGGCCCACUCUCGGUUACUUCAAUCUUGACAAAUUGAUUGAAAAGACACCUCUAGCACGACAGAUGCGGCUGUACCACAAAGAGGAUUACAUUGUAGGUUUGCCUCAAUGGAGCAUUCCGCAGUCGAAGUGGAGUUAUCCGGACUCGCUCUUCUCCACCAUGGCAGACACGCAGAUCUUUCUUCGCAGCUGGGAUUGGAACACCCGUUUCCUUGAGACGGACGCUCUGCUCAAGUUUAUGCGUGAGAAACAUGCUUUAUCCAGUUUUCAAAGCCUGAGAGAGCUCCGGCUGCUGCAUUUCAGUGACAAGGAUCGAGAGGAUGUCUCCGAAAGUGAGGACAUCCUUGUCGAAGCCCUCCAGUUGCUCCCGGACCUCCAACGCCUUGCUUUCCUAAAAUGUUCUUUGGUCGAUUCAACCCUAAUGCUCAAGCUGCCCUCGAACCUUCGAUCUUUCACUCUCGACAACUGCAUUCACAUUUAUUCGACGGACCUGAUUUCCUUCCUCUCAUCUCACGGCGGGAAUCUUCGGGAGCUUAUUCUCAGCCACAACCGACACCUCAACAUGUCAUACAUGACUGUUCUUGCCCAAUCCUGCAGUAAGCUGGAGAGGUUGAAGAUGGACAUCUCUAUGCACGACAUGUCCAGUUUCCGCGAUCUUGAGCCCCAUUUCCCGCACUUGCUUUGCGAGAAAGAGGUUGCAACGUGGCCCCCAAAGUUGCAAGACAUCGAAUUAAUCCAACUUCGGCGGUGGGACGAUACCCUGGCCGAAACCUUCUUCACAUCCCUGAUCGAUGCUGCGCCGAGUCUUCCGGACCUGCGACGCCUGGUCAUUAGCGCAAUUCUGAAGAUCCAAUGGCGCGAACGUGCACAUUUCCGCGAGAAGUGGAUUGCUAAGCUGGAAGGAGUUUUUCUCCGCCGCAGCAAGCCCCCGAAUCCCAACCUUCGUUCUCUGCGAAAGCGCCCGGUGGGCCCGAGCGAGCCAGCCGUGCAAGACGAUUCCACUGUCUCUCCCGAUCUCGCAGUCUCAAAAAAUGAGCCGGGCGCGCCACUCACCACGUCCAAGCGCCAGAGUUCACGUCUUGCUCAGCGCAAAUUUUCCGAGGCGGAAGAUUCGGCCGAGUCGGAGGGCGAGGAAUCUAAAAUGGGCAAUAUACAGGGGAUGUGUGAUAUUGUGACGAUUCGAAUUGAUAACCAACGGCCGACGGACACGCAAUUCAACGAGGACGAUUUCCUUGAUACCGAACGGAGCGGCGACGAGGACUGGAAUGAGUGA
Penicillium lagena is the source of this 2073-nucleotide messenger RNA. RefSeq lists its product as uncharacterized. The record is from RefSeq and is a predicted model, not a curated record. NCBI's taxonomy places the organism in Eukaryota, Fungi, Ascomycota, Eurotiomycetes, Eurotiales, Aspergillaceae. Bases 1 to 2073 code for a protein of 690 amino acids. The transcript has a single exon.